AGAGGGGCGGGGCGAGGGCUGAGCGGCAGCGGAGCCGGAGGGGGCGUGUCCAUAUAGAUGGAGGCGUGGUUAAACCGAAUGUGGGCGUGGUCAAAGAUUGAGUGGGCGUGGCCGUUCGAUGCCGGGCGCGGGGCAGCGGGCAGCGCCGUGGGGUGGGCGGGGGGGUGCGGACCCCCGGUGGGUGCCGGUGCUCGGUGGGCACCGCUCCGCUCCGAGCCCGGUGAGCCCCGCGUGGCCGUGGGACCCCCAGUGUGGGGCGGCCGCCCCUCCUCCAUUCUUCCGCUUCCCCCCCGCGCGGCGCUUCCUCCCCGGACCGGGUCCUGGCCGGGAUGCGCUGGGGCCGCCUCCAGGAGCCGCUGGGCUUCGUCAAGGUGCUGGAAUGGCUCUUUGCCAUCUUUGCUUUCGGGGCGUGCGGUUCUUUCAGCGGUGAAAGUGGGGCCACGGUGAAGUGCAGCGGUGAAACCAAAGAGAUGAGUGCCAUUUCCGUGCAGUUCGGGUACCCCUUCAGGUUGUACCAGAUCCCCUUCGAGAUGCCGGAGUGUGAUGGCGAGUCGGAGCCGCGCACGCUGCACCUGGUGGGCGACUUCUCCGCCCCCGCCGAGUUCUUUGUGACCCUGGGGGUCUUCUCCUUCCUCUACGCCAUGGCGGCCCUGGUGCUCUACCUGCGCUUCCAUUCCCUUUACGCCGACAACAAGAAGCUCCCGUUCACGGACUUCUGCGUCACCGUUUGCUUCGCCUUCUUCUGGCUGGUGGCGGCGGCGGCGUGGGGCAAAGGGCUGAGCGACGUCAAGGCAGCCACGCGGCCCUCCAGCCUCAUUGCUGCCAUGAGUGUGUGCCAGGGCCACGACGUGGUGUGCAACGCCGGCGCCACGCCGGCCAUGGGGCUGGCCAACAUCUCCGUGCUCUUCGGCUUCAUCAAUUUCCUGCUGUGGGCCGGGAACUGCUGGUUUGUGUUCAAGGAGACGACGUGGCACACGCAGGCUGAGCCCCGCGGAGACAGCGCGGCCGAGCAGGGCGCCAUCGAUAAGCAGUAGCCCCCCCGGGGGGGGGGGGGGGGCACCCAUCCGCACCCACCCCCCCACCCCCCCAUCCCAUCCCCGGGGGCCUCGCGCCGGCCGCAGCCUGGGGGUGGGGAGGGGGGGGCGCGGAGCACUGCUGUACCGAGGGGUCCCCGCUGUGUGCGGAGGUGGAUAAAGGUCCUGGGAAGCCGGG
Molecule: messenger RNA, 1212 nt
Organism: Gallus gallus (chicken)
Lineage: Eukaryota; Metazoa; Chordata; Aves; Galliformes; Phasianidae
Gene: SYPL2
Product: synaptophysin like 2
Exons: 6
Coding region: 330-1034 (234 amino acids)
Cellular component (GO): synaptic vesicle membrane; synaptic vesicle
Source: RefSeq, a predicted model, not a curated record